CUUCCUCUGAGAUGUUGGGAGCACCUCAAACUCACAAUGUCUUUCAUACCAGCUGAGAUCCACUGCUAACUAGCGCUACCCACAGUCUGACUGCUUUCCAGAAACGUCAGGAAGACGUUUUCAAAGCUCCACGACUCUGACCAUAGAAGUCAAGGUACCUGUGGGCUUCAUCCAGGAUUUUGGAAAGGUGAGGAGCAUCUGAGGAUCUGAGGCUGCUCACAGACUCAUAAGGAAACUAAAAGCUCUUUAGGCCAAGAUGGACUCUCUCAGUCAAGACACUGAGAUGAAGAAAAAUGGCUACACAGAAGUCCACGGACCUGUGGCUGGCAUAUUUCUGGAAAAAACAAAGGAGAAGAUAACCAUAUAUCAAGCCAUGAAGAAACGUCUGCUUAAGCCAGGAACAGCAUUAGCCCUGCUUGAAGCACAAGCGGCCACAGUCGGCAUUGUAGACCCGAUAAACAAUCGAAAACUUCCUGUUGCAGAUGCUGUUAAAGAGGGUAUAGUUGGACAGGAGAUGAAUGACAAACUCCUCACUGCAGAGAAAGCCAUCUGUGGCUAUGUAGAUCCCUACACCAACCAAAUGAUAUCUGUAUUCCAAGCUAUGCAAAAAGAUUUAGUCCCAAGAGAUUAUGGAUUGAGGCUGCUGGAAGCACAGAUAGCCACACAAGGCCUGUUUGAUCCUGUUGAGAAGACAAACAUUUCAGUUGAAUCAGCGAUUCAAAAGGGCUACUAUGAAAAAGGUAUUCUCAAUAACCAGAUGUCAGAGCUCAAAGUGUUCUACAAUCCAAGCUCACAAGAAAAUCUCAACUACCAAAGUCUCUUAGAGAAGUGCACUGUGGAACCUGACACAGGCCUGGUGCUUCUUCCUGUUUGCAUUACCUUCAAAGGUCUGCGAAGAGGUAUUUCCUCUACUGCACUCCUUGAAUCAAAGAUCAUCAAUAAAGAAACAUUUGAUGACCUGCAGACGGGAAAGACCACAACACAGGAUGUGAUGCUGAUGGAAACAGUGAAAGAAUACCUGGAGGGCAAAGGCAGUAUUGCAGGCAUUGCUGUAUUAUCGUCAAAUCAGAGAAUUAGCAUUUAUCAAGCCAUGAAGCAAGGCAUACUGAUGCCUGGAACAGCACUAGUGCUACUGGAGGCACAAGCUGCAACUGGAUUCAUGAUUGAUCCUGUAGGAAAUAAAAAGCUCACUGUGGAUGAGGCCAUCAAAAACAAACUUGUUGGCCCAGAGUAUCAUGCAAAGCUGCGUGCUGCUGAGCGAGCAGUAACUGGAUACAAAGACCCAUACUCAGGUGAAACAAUAUCCCUGUUUCAAGCACUAUCAAAAGAGCUCAUAGUUAAGGAACAUGGGAUCCGCCUACUUGAGGCACAAAUCGCUACAGGCGGAAUAAUAGAUCCAAUCAACAGUCACAGACUUCCCAUAGAAGUGGCCUUAAAGAGAGGUUAUUUUAAUGAGGAAAUUAACACCAUACUAGAGGAUUCAGGUGAUGACACAAAAGGAUUUUUUGACCCAAACACAGAAGAGAAUCUAACUUAUCUUAAGCUGAUGGAAAGGUGCGUCAUUGAUCCCAUCACUGGACUGUGCCUCCUCCCACUCCUUGAUAAGUCAAAAAGGCACAAUUUUAACUUUAUUGACUACCAAACUAAAAUGGCCUUCAAAGAGGAGAAUGUGAAAGUGACAUGUGGUAAGUACAUGGGAAUGACUGUAUCUCUGUGGGAACUCCUGAUGUCUGAGUACUUUGAUGAACAUCAGAAGACAGACAUCAUUCAAAAAUACAAAGAAGGGAAGCUAAACAUCAAGAUGAUAAUCACAAUGGUUCUGCAAGUCAUAGAAACAUUUGUGAAAACAACUCCAGUCAUUUUUGAAGGCAUCAGAGAUACUGUCACAGCCAAACAGCUUGUGGAGGCAGAUAUUAUUAGUAAGGAGGUCCUGGAGGAUCUGGAAAAGGGAAAAAAGACAGCAAAGGAUGUGAUAAAUGAUGAAAAUGUGAACAUGUACCUACAGGGUAAAGACAGCAUUGCAGGUAUUCUGCUUCCUGAUUCUCAAAUCAUGACCAUCUACCAGGCCAAACAAAAAGGAAAGUUGAUGCCAGGAACUGCUCUGAUUCUACUGGAGGCACAGGCAGCAACUGGGUUUAUUAUUGACCCCAUUGGAAACAGGAAGUUUUCUGUAGAUGAUGCUGUCAAAGCAAAGAUUGUUGGCCCUGAUGUCUGCCAAAAGCUGCGCUCAGCAGAGAAAGCUGUAACUGGGUACAAAGAUCCAUAUGAUGGCAAAAAAAUCUCUUUAUUCCAAGCCAUGCAAAAAAAUCUCAUCGUAAAAGACCAUGGAAUUCGACUCCUGGAGGCGCAAAUUGCCACUGGUGGGAUCAUUGACCCAGUCAACAGCCAUCGCAUUCCUGUCCAUGUGGCCUAUAAGAAGGGAUACUUUAAUGAGGAAAUGAAUCAGAUCCUAAAUGAUCCAAGCGAUGACACCAAAGGAUUCUUUGACCCCAACAACCACGAGAACCUAACAUACUUGCAGCUCAUGGCCAGAUGUGUCACAGAUCCCGUUACAGGCCUGUGCCUCUUGCCACUCAAAAGCAAAAGUAACAAAGUUAACAUAGAUAACAAUAUUAGAGAAACGUUCAAAUCAGCAACAGUUACUGUUAAGUAUGGCAGGUUCAAGGGCAAGCACACAACACUGUGGGAUCUUAUAAAUUCAGAGUAUCUGUCUGAGGACAAAAGACAGGAGCUUUUCAAGCUAUUCAAGUCAAGGAAAAUCACAAUUGAGCAACUCAUUGUCACCAUUACAGAGAUCAUUGAGAGUAAGGAGAUAAAACAGCAAGCAGGGCUGAACUUUGAAGGUCUCAGAGGAAACAUCUCUGUUGUGGAUCUUUUGGAGCUUGAAAUUGUGGAUGAAAAAACAUACAACAGUUUGAUCGAUGGAAACAUGACGAGCACUGAUGUGAUGAAAAUGGACAGUGUGAGAGCAUACCUACAAGGGAAAAGUUGUGUGGCUGGGGUCAUACUGCAACCCUCCAAUCAGAAGCUAAGCAUCAAAGAGGCACAGCACAUUGGCAUUCUCACACCUGGCACUGCCCUUUGCCUCCUUGAAGCACAAGCAGCCACUGGAUUCAUUGUUGAUCCUGUGAAAAACAAAAAACUUACGGUGGAACAAGCUCUAAAAGAAAAAGUAAUUGGUCCACAGAUGUAUGAAAAGCUUCUAUCUGCAGAGAGGGCUGUUACUGGUUAUACAGACCCAUACAGCGGUCAAAAGAUCUCACUGUUCCAAGCCUUGAGAAAAGAUCUAAUUGUCAAGCAGCAUGGCAUCCGUUUACUUGAGGCCCAGAUUGCUACAGGUGGCAUCAUUGAUCCCUUGAAGUGUCUUCACUUACCCCUUGAGGUUGCUUACAGGAAAGGAUAUUUUGAUGCAGAACUUAAUCAAAUCCUAUCAGACCCAACUGAUGACACAAAGGGCUUUUUUGACCCCAAUACACAAGAAAAUCUGACGUACAUGGACAUGUUGGGUAGAUGUGUAAAAGAUAAGGAAACAGGACUGUUUCUCCUGCCACUGAACGACACAGCCAAAGCUAUGGGAACAAAGGUAAAAAUAUAUACUGACACACAAAUAAAGCAAGAGUUUGAAAAGACAGCUGUGAGCACAUCAGUAGGACGCUACUCAGGAAAAUCUGUUUCUCUGUGGGACUUGAUUCACUCUGGGUACUUCACUGAAGAUCAGCGUCUUGAAUUAAUUGAAAAAUACAGAGCAAGGAAGAUUAGCACAGAAACCAUAAUCACAAUAGUGAUUACCACCAUUGAAAAACUGGAGAAGAUUGAAACUCCCAAAAUGAUAAUGGGCCUGCGAAAACCUGUCUCGGCACAGCAACUACUGGAUUCUAAUAUCAUUGAUGCAAACAUUUUCAAACAAGUGAAAGAAGGAAAACUCUCUUUUGAAGCAGUAACCCAACAUGAACCUGUGAGUGGAUACCUAAAGGGAACAGGAAGCAUUGCUGGAAUUAAAAUUCAUCCAUCCCAGAAAGUAAUGAGCAUAUAUGAAGCAAAAAAAGAAGAUCUGUUGACACCUGGGAUUGCACUUGUACUGCUUGAAGCGCAGGCUGCAACAGGAUGGGUCAUUGAUCCUCUAAAAAACAAGUUCUAUGCCGUUGAUGAAGCAGCUCGAGAGAAAGUAAUUGGACCAGAUGUACUUGAGCAACUUCUCUCAGCUGAACGAGCUGUCAUCGGCUAUAAAGAUCCAUACACAGAUGCAACAAUAUCACUGUUUGAAGCCAUGAAUAAACAGCUGGUUCAAAGAAGUGACGGCAUUCGUCUUCUUGAGGCACAGAUAGCCACUGGAGGAAUAAUUGACCCAAAUCAAAGUCACAGGUUACCAGUUGAUGGUGCUAUUAAAAAGGGGUGUCUGGAUGGAGAAAUGCGCAAAAUUCUGUUGAACCCCACUGACGAUGCAAAGGGAUUCUUUGACCCAAACACCAAAGAAAACCUCUCUUACCUUCAGCUCAUAAAGCGAUGUGAAAAAGAUCCUAAAACUGGGCUACUUCUUCUACCCUUGUAUGAAAAGGACUCCCAUGUAUUUCACACAGAUGAGAAAAUAGAGCUUGCAUUCAAAAACAAAACUAUUGCCAUGAAUGCAGGAAAAUUUAAAAACAAACAGGUGACACUGUGGGAAGUGUUGCUCUCUGAAUACAUAUCAGAACAAAAAAGGCAGCAGCUCAUACAACAAUACAAGACAGGAGCCAUAAAAAUAGAGGAGAUCAUUGAAAUACUCACCAGUAUCAUUACAGAGGUAUCAUCCAAAGAAAGAAAGUUCAAAGGACUAAGAAAGCAGGUCUCAGCCAGUGAGUUGUAUGAGUCAAAGAUCAUCUCAAAGGAGCUUUUCACACAGAUUAUACAAGGAGAUGUAACCGAAGAGAAUGUCAACACAAUGGAAUCGAUUCAAAAGUACCUUGGAGCUACAAACUGUAUAGCAGGUGUCAGAGUUGAAUCUACAAAGAAAGUUAUGAGCAUCUAUGAAGCCAAAAGCAAGGGCCUGCUGACUCCUGGUACUUCUCUGGUUCUGCUGGAGGCCCAAGCUGCCACUGGCUUUGUCAUUGACCCGGUGAACAACAAGAAACUUUCUGUCGAGGAAGCUGUAGCUCAAAGAGUGGUUGGCAGUGAAUGGAAAAAUAAACUGCUUUCAGCAGAAAGAGCAGUGACUGGAUACAAAGAUCCCUACACUGGAAACACAAUUUCUUUGUUCCAGGCCUUGAAAAAAGAUCUCAUUGUGAAAGAUCAUGGAAUUCGUCUCCUUGAAGCACAAAUUGCCACAGGAGGCAUAAUUGACCCUGUUCACAGUCACAGAGUACCUGUACAGGUGGCAUACCAAAGAGGUUAUUUUGAUGAGGAAAUGAAUCAGAUUCUGUCUGACCCUGAUGAUGACACCAAAGGCUUCUUUGAUCCCAACACUCAAGAGAACCUCACCUAUCUCCAGCUGGUUGAGAGGUGUGUCACAGAUCCCAUCACGGGCCUGAGUUUGCUGGUCAUUGUGAAGAAAGGCGAGUUUUAUUUCUUUGUUGAUGAGGCCACAAAACGCAUUCUGAAAUCCAAAACAACAACCAAAGCAGGAGGGAAGUACCAAGGAACAACAGUGUCUCUGUGGGAUCUGCUUUACUCCAAAUACAUCACUGAGGAGAAGAGGAGAGAGCUUGUGCAACAGUACAAGUCUGGAUCAAUCACAAUCGAACGCUUUUUGGAGAUCAUCCUAACAAUCAUUCAGCAGCAGACCACAACAACAUCAUCAUCAUCAUCGUCGUCAACCACCAAAAGCCAAAUACCAGAAACAAAAGUGGACAGUAGCACAACAAAAACUACUGUGACCACUACAAUCACAGAGACAAGUCAAGUUCAAAACUUCCAUGGAAUCAGAAAGGAUGUUACUGCUACUGAGUUGCUGGAAUCAAAAAUCAUUGAUGAGGACCUCUACAAAGAUCUUAGAGCUGGAAAAGUCACAGUGACAGAAGUAAGUAAAAUGAACUCAGUACGUAAGUACUUAGAGGGAACUAACAGCAUUGCAGGGGUUUACCUUCAGUCCACAAAAGAAACCCUAACCAUCUAUGAAGCCAAAAGCAAAGGCCUGCUGACUCCUGGUACUUCUCUGGUUCUGCUGGAGGCCCAAGCUGCCACUGGCUUUGUCAUUGACCCGGUGAACAACAAGAAACUUUCUGUCGAGGAAGCUGUAGCUCAAAGAGUGGUUGGCAGUGAAUGGAAAAAUAAACUGCUUUCAGCAGAAAGAGCAGUGACUGGAUACAAAGAUCCCUACACUGGAAACACAAUUUCUUUGUUCCAGGCCUUGAAAAAAGAUCUCAUUGUGAAAGAUCAUGGAAUUCGUCUCCUUGAAGCACAAAUUGCCACAGGAGGCAUAAUUGACCCUGUUCACAGUCACAGAGUACCUGUACAGGUGGCAUACCAAAGAGGUUAUUUUGAUGAGGAAAUGAAUCAGAUUCUGUCUGACCCUGAUGAUGACACCAAAGGAUUCUUUGAUCCCAACACUCAAGAGAACCUCACCUAUCUCCAGCUGGUUGAGAGGUGUGUCACAGAUCCCAUCACAGGCCUGAGUUUACUGCCUUUGCACAGGUGAAGGAAAGAAACCAUUUCUACAAGCAUUUACUUUUAUGUCUUGCUUUCAUUAUUAGUUUUAUUUUCUCUCUUAGUUACAAAAUAUUUUACAUCUCUUUUUAAAUGCAUUUUCGGUCGUCUUUAAAAACCUGGAGAGAAAGGCCUGUAUACUGUAUUGUGUUGAAUAAUGUCAGUUAUUUGUGGUUGAAAAAGAGAACAAGGAAUGGAUUACAGAAAAUGUUCUAUGCUAUAAAUGAAGAGGUGUUUUGAUUAGUUUUUUUGUUACAAAACAAGGGCUGUGGCACUGAUACACCAAAUUAGAAUUCAGCCUUUAUUUAAACCCUUAAAUGAACCCAACCUUGUGAAAUUAAGAAUCAGGGAACCUCAUAGAUCGCAUUGGCUGUCUAAUUUUGAAGAAGAUAACCAGAGAACAUUUAUACACAGGGAGUGUAAUUAUUGGUUUGACCUUUUUUGAUAUGUCAAAAAUAUGCUGUGAAAGAGGCCUACUGGUCUUAUAAGACUUAACAUUGAAAAGUAAAACAUAUGUGUCUUAGGACUCAUUCAUGUGCAUUUUGUAUUUGUAUUAAGGCAAUAAUUGAUUCUUGAAUACAUAAAUGGCUGUAAAUACUGUUUCAGUUUGCAUUUAUGAUACUUCUUCUCACCGUUUUAACACCAUUUGUGGGAUCUAUGAAUUUGAUUGUUUUUUCACUAUUGUAACUAUGUGGGAUUCAGCUGCGCCUAUUAUUACCUUGCCUUUAGAAGCUGGACGUAUAUCAUGUAAGACAUAACAUUUGGGCAAAAUGUUGAAAUGUAUGAAUUGUGCUUUUUAUGUUAAAUCAAAUGUGAGUCUAGUGGAUCUAGUUUUGUUGUGCCUGCUUUGACCUCACACGCAAGCCUGACAUGCACUAAUUGGUCUGUUUUACUGUAAAUUCUUUCUUGCUCAAACUGCUUCACUGUGUGGCCGAAUAAAUAAGUGAGAUAUGAAUACUA
Messenger RNA from Micropterus dolomieu (smallmouth bass), 7578 nucleotides. RefSeq names its product epiplakin 1 (gene eppk1). The transcript is spliced from 3 exons. Gene Ontology annotation, biological process: intermediate filament cytoskeleton organization; wound healing; hemidesmosome assembly. Gene Ontology annotation, cellular component: cytoplasm; perinuclear region of cytoplasm; hemidesmosome. Gene Ontology annotation, molecular function: structural constituent of muscle; cadherin binding; ankyrin binding. Lineage: Eukaryota; Metazoa; Chordata; Actinopteri; Centrarchiformes; Centrarchidae. The record is from RefSeq and is a predicted model, not a curated record. The coding region runs from base 257 to 6610 and encodes 2117 amino acids.